UCUCAACCGUCCAUUCGAGGAAAUGAGGCCCCACUUGCGCCUAAAACUUGGGCACAGUCGUGCGACAGGGAACACCGACUCCACUUUUCCUUCGCCUCCAACCGUCUCCUAUGCUUUCGUCGGCUCGAUCAAAUCCGGUGGGGGCUCCGAAAAGAUCCGGUCUUUCUCACCUGCCGCUACUCUUCCGGGGUUAAUCUGCGGUUUUGUUGCCGAAAGAUGAGAUCUUCCGGGCUGGCCUGAUGCGUUCUUGGCCUGCGUCGGAAUGGGAGUGUGGGAAUCCAUUUUGGGGAAGGAUGGGAGGAGGUUCGUCAAGCGCAAGGACAGUGAUGCCGGGGAGCACGGUCGAGCACUGGAGGAGCUGCGAAGUUCCAUGUACAGUGAUUUCCAUACUUCAGAAGGAGCAAAACGUCAGCAGCAGAGGUUAUGUGGUCCAUUUGUGGCAAUGACCUUUAAUUUCAUUGUUGCUGUUGGAAUAAUCAUGGCUAACAAAGUGGUGAUGGGCAAAGUUGGGUUCAAUUUCCCUGUUGCCCUUUCUCUGAUCCAUUAUGUAACUUCUUGGUUUCUCAUGGCCAUCUUCAAAGCGCUUUCUCUACUGCCUGCUGCACCUCCUUCUAAAGCCACACCAUUUUCUUCUUUAUUUGUCUUGGGCGUAGUGAUGGCUCUUGCCACUGGACUAGCCAAUGUCAGCUUACAACAUAACAGUGUGGGUUUCUAUCAGAUGGCUAAGAUAGCUGUGACUCCGACAAUCGUUCUAGCUGAGUUUAUGCUUUUCAGCAAGAAGGUCUCUCUUCAAAAGGUCAUCACGCUAGGUAUCGUUUCAGUCGGUGUGGCUGUUGCUACUGUCACUGAUCUAGAAUUCAAUUUUUUUGGUGCUUGUGUUGCAUUGGCAUGGAUUGUGCCUAGUGCCGUAAAUAAAAUUUUAUGGUCAAAUAUGCAACAAACAGGCAACUGGACUGCUCUUGCGUUGAUGUGGAAAACAAGCCCAAUUACCAUAUUCUUCUUCAUGGUUUUGAUGCCUUUGUUAGACCCACCGGGUGUGUUAUCCUUUGGUUGGAACUGGAACAAUGUAGCUGCCAUCAUAAUAUCAGCUUUAUUUGGAUUUCUGCUUCAAUGGUCAGGGGCACUGGCACUUGGUGCAACAUCUGCAACUUCUCAUGUUGUUCUGGGGCAGUUCAAAACAUGUGUUAUUAUGCUUGGUGGAUACAUUUUUUUCAAAUCUGACCCAGGAAUGGUCAGUUUGUUCGGAGCUGUUGUUGCUUUGUGCGGAAUGUCAUUCUAUACUUACCUUAAUUUGCGGGACUCAAAGGAGUCAUCAGCGGGGGCAAUUAAGCAGCUACUACCAAAACAGAAUUCAUUCUCUCUAAAGCCGAAAACAAUCAUUGAUGAAGAAGACAAUACAGAUGCCAUCAACCCUGUUUGAGAUGAUACCUCCAUGGAGUGAGCUAGGCAUAGGCAUUUGCUUGACCAAACAUCUUGACUACUAUGUUUUAUUCAAAUGUCUCUUUCUUCUCUUCUUUUUAUUUUUUUUUAAUUUGCAAUUUUGAUAAGUGAAACGUUCUCGCAAAAGGCUGAUCUGUGUAUAUACGUGUCCAUUUCUGGAAUUCUCAAGGGUUACUUGUUAUCUUUUUAUACGAAAAAGAAAAUUCUACCUUGAUGA
Messenger RNA from Musa acuminata subsp. malaccensis (wild Malaysian banana), 1657 nucleotides. RefSeq lists its product as uncharacterized. Lineage: Eukaryota; Viridiplantae; Streptophyta; Magnoliopsida; Zingiberales; Musaceae. The record is from RefSeq and is a predicted model, not a curated record. Gene Ontology annotation, cellular component: Golgi apparatus. Gene Ontology annotation, molecular function: nucleotide-sugar transmembrane transporter activity; antiporter activity.